AGGGAUGUACUUCCUGUGUCACCAUACACAUGUGGUAAACAAGCAUAUGAGUCCCUGUGGGUGCAAGCAUGGAUUUCUCAGCAAAGUGGAGUAAUUUACCUAAAGCUCCCAGUCUGAAGAACCUGACACAGGGAGGGUUUGGAGUCCUGAAGGAGACUCAACAUGCCGCCGUUCAGGAUUUAACCAAAGCUCACAUCGAGUCGUUUGACCAGGCUGUCACUGACGGACUCAGCCGCGUUGUACAGGCCAUCCCUCCCUUGGAGUUCAUGGUAAAAAAUGACAGGAUCAGCCUUUCGUUCGUCGAAGCCACGAUCUACAACCCGGUGGUCAGCAAAGGCAGCAUCUGCAGGGAGAUGAGGGUGUUUCCGGCAGAGUGCAGGGGAAGAAGAUGCUCGUACAAAGGAAAACUGGUGGCAGACGUGAGCUGGUCGGUCAACGGCGUCCCUAAAGGCAUCAUCAAACAGUCCCUGGGUCAGGUGCCGAUCAUGGUGAAGUCCAAGCUGUGUAACCUCCACGGUAUGUCGCCGAAGGAGCUCGUCGAACACCGUGAAGAAGCAGAGGAAAUGGGAGGUUAUUUCAUCGUGAACGGAAUCGAGAAGGUUAUCCGAAUGCUGAUCAUGCCGAGGAGGAACUACCCCAUCGCCAUGUCCAGACCUAAGUGGAAGAGCAGAGGCCAGGGAUACACUCAAUAUGGUAUUUCUAUGCAUUGUGUGAGGGAGGAACACACAGCCAUCAACAUGAACCUGCAUUACCUGGAAAACGGGACCGUGAUGCUGAACUUUAUCUACCAGAAAGAACUCUUCUUCCUCCCACUAGGCUUUGCCCUCAAGGCUUUAGUGGACUUCACAGACUUCCAGAUAUACCAGGAGCUGAUAAAAGGCCGCGAGGACAACUCCUUCUACAAGAGCUGUGCGUCGGAGAUGCUGCGUAUUGUCUCGGAGGAGGGCUGCACCACCCGCAGCAAGGUGCUCAACUACCUGGGAGAGCGCUUCAGGGUUAAAAUGAACCUUCCUGAGUGGUACACGAACGAGCAGUGUGCCAACUUUCUGAUGGACGAGUGCAUCUGCAUCCACCUGAAGUCAGAUGUGGAGAAGUUCUACCUGCUCUGUCUCAUGACGAGGAAGCUUUUCACGUUCGCCAAGCAGGAGUGCAUGGAGGAGAACCCUGACAGCAUCAUGUGUCAGGAGGUGCUCACUCCCGGUCAGCUCUACCUCAUGUUUUUGAAGGAGAGACUGGCUGCCUGGUUGGUGUCUGUGAAGCUGUCCUUUGACAAGAGAGGCAGCAGACUGAGUGCAGGACUGAGCCCUGAAAACAUGAUGAAGAUAUUCAACAUGGGCAGUGAUGUGACCAAAUCCUUUGAAUACCUCCUGGCCACGGGGAACCUCAACUCCAAGACAGGUCUGGGCAUGCUGCAGAACACUGGCCUGUGUGUUGUAGCCGACAAGCUCAACUUCAUCCGCUACCUCUCCCACUUCCGCUGCGUGCACAGAGGAGCGGCGUUCGCCAAGAUGAGGACCACGUCUGUUCGUAAGCUGCUGCCCGAGUCCUGGGGCUUCCUGUGUCCCGUCCACACCCCAGACGGAGAGCCCUGCGGCCUCAUGAACCACAUGACGGCCAGCUGCGAGAUUGUGGCACCAACGCUGCCCACCACAUCCCUGCCUGCUCUGCUCUGCUCGCUUGGUGUUACUCCUGUGGAUGGAUCUCCUGGUCAGCCCUUCUCAGACUGCUACCCCGUUGUCCUCGAUGGGGCUUUUGUUGGCUGGUUGGAGGCUGAAUUAGCCCCAGGCGUGGUGGAUUCACUGCGCAGGUUCAAGGUGCUCAGAGAGAAGAAGAUCCCCCCUUGGACUGAGAUCGUUCUGGUUCCCAAAACCGGGAAGGCCAGCUUGUACCCGGGCCUGUUCCUCUUCACGACACCCUGCCGUAUGAUGCGGCCCGUACGCAACUUAGCUCUCGGAAAGCAGGAGUUGAUUGGUACUUUUGAACAACUUUACAUCAACGUCGGCAUCCUGGAGGACGAGAUCGAGCCGGGAGUGACCACACACCAGGAGCUCUUCCCUCACAGCAUGCUGAGCGUGGUGGCGAACUUCAUCCCCUACUCCGACCACAACCAGAGUCCCAGGAACAUGUACCAGUGUCAGAUGGGUAAACAGACGAUGGGUUUCCCCCUGCACUCGUUCAUGGAUCGCUCCGAUAACAAGCUGUACCGGCUCCAGACCCCACAGAGCCCGCUGGUCAGGCCCUACAUGUACGACCACUACAACCUGGACAACUACCCCAGCGGCACAAACGCCAUUGUGGCUGUCAUAUCCUACACAGGCUACGACAUGGAAGAUGCUAUGAUCGUGAACAAGUCGUCGUGGGAGAGAGGCUUCGCCCACGGGAGUAUCUAUAAGACUGAGCUGGUGGAUCUGGGGGAGAAGGUGAGGGGAGAUGACAGCGUGGUGUUUGGGUUCAAACCAGGUGACCCCAAAGUGAACGGCAAGCUGGACGCCGAUGGACUGCCUCACAUCGGGUCAACGCUUCAGUACGGAGACCCGUUCUACAGCUACAUCAACCUCAACACCGGCCAGACCUUCAUCAACUACUACAAGAGCCAAGAGGCCUGUGUAGUCGACAACGUAAAGAUCUGCAGCAACGACACCGGCUCAGGCCGCUUUAAACGAGUCUGCAUCACCAUACGAAUUCCACGAAACCCCACCAUUGGAGACAAGUUCGCCAGUCGCCACGGUCAGAAGGGAAUCCUGAGCCGCCUGUGGCCGACCGAGGACAUGCCCUUCACGGAGAGCGGCAUGACUCCGGACAUCCUCUUCAACCCGCACGGCUUCCCCUCCCGCAUGACCAUCGGGAUGCUGAUCGAGAGCAUGGCCGGCAAGUCGGGUGCCCUGCACGGCCUGAGCCACGACGCCACGCCCUUCACCUUCUCCGAGGAGAACUCCGCACUGGAGUACUUCGGCGAGAUGCUCCGGGUCGGUGGCUACAACUACUACGGCACGGAGCGCCUCUACAGUGGGCUGAGUGGCCAGGAGCUGGAGGCCGACAUCUUCAUCGGAGUCGUCUACUACCAGCGGCUGCGUCACAUGGUCUCCGACAAGUUCCAGGUGAGGACCACAGGAGUGCGAGACAAGGUGACCAACCAGCCGGUGGGAGGGAGGAACGUCCAGGGAGGCAUCCGUUUUGGGGAGAUGGAGCGAGACGCGCUGCUGGCUCACGGAUCCUCCUUCCUCCUCCACGAUCGACUCUUCAACUGCUCGGACCGGUCGGUAGCUCAGGUGUGCGUCGACUGCGGCAGCCUCCUCUCACCUCUGUUGGAGAAGCCGCCGCCGUACUGGUCGGCCAUGCGCCACCGGAAGACUGUGUGCACCCUGUGCGGCAAAAGUGACUCUAUCGACUCCGUGUCUGUUCCUUAUGUCUUCCGUUAUUUUGUCGCCGAGCUCGCAGCGAUGAACAUCAAAGUCAAAUUAGACGUUAAGUGAAUUUUGCCUUUAAAUAUGACAAGGUACAAAUCAGGAAUCUGAUGAGUGAAAAGUCUGAAAAGUGUUUUAUUAUCUAAGACUUUGAGGAAAUGACUGAAAAGGAUGGAAUGAAUGUAUUGACGUGUUCUGUGGAGGUGUGUAAAAAUAACCCAAAGGCCUUUUUUGUACAGUCAUUCUUAGUGUUGAAUAAAAAUUAUGUUCUGUA
Messenger RNA from Lates calcarifer (barramundi perch), 3678 nucleotides. It is a transcript of the gene polr1b, whose product is annotated as RNA polymerase I subunit B. The record is from RefSeq and is a predicted model, not a curated record. The coding region runs from base 69 to 3473 and encodes 1134 amino acids. Gene Ontology annotation, molecular function: ribonucleoside binding; DNA binding; DNA-directed RNA polymerase activity. NCBI's taxonomy places the organism in Eukaryota, Metazoa, Chordata, Actinopteri, Centropomidae. The transcript has 15 exons. Gene Ontology annotation, cellular component: RNA polymerase I complex; nucleus. Gene Ontology annotation, biological process: DNA-templated transcription.